AUGGAGUCAUACGGCUUGCCGCAGGGCGGCUUCCAGCUGCCUGUCCAGCGACGCCUGAGCCGGCUCUAUACCGAUACCAAGAAAUCCUCAGACUUCUUCAAGCAGCCCAUUCAAAGCGCCGAGGACCCAGACAUCAAGUCACUGCAUCGGAAACUCAAGAUACAAAAUGACCGGCUUGUCACCUGGGGUCUGGGCUGGUCCGACCCCGGAAAUGCGGACAUUAUAGAUGACGCCCUCUCGAAAGCAGGUGUCAGCGAAGUUGUUGGGAGCAUCAUGUCGAAUAUCAAGGACAUCCUGGCCGAGGCGGAACCGCUGUGGGCAAGUUCCAGGCGUCAGGCUGGGGAGACUUCCAGGCCCAUGGGGGACAAGAAGAUCCCCAUUGUGCCAUGGGACAAAACUAAGUUCCAAGAGCUGGUCAGAGAUUUGACCACCUGUAUCGACACACUAUAUGACCUGUCGAGAACACGCUCAAGUACAGCCUUGUCUGCCCAGGCCAGGGCCAAAGGCAGUUCCAAUGACGACAUGCGUGCCUUUGAGUCCACCAGGAUGCAGACACCACAGAAGAUCGAACCCCAAACCUUGACCAGCCUGAACGAAAGGCAGCCAAUACCCAUGUCUGAGUUCACCACGGAGACUUCAACAAGAGACAUUGUCUACAUGAGCACGCAAGCCUAUUCUGACUUGACAAGGAACAAUGGAAGGCCAUACACUGCCCUUCUGCUGGAAUAUGCUGAGUUUGAUCCCAUGUUUGCACAGGUGGACAUCAUGCCAGACAUGUCUCGCUUUGAGAAGUUGUCUGCAGGACUACAGACGGAGCCACAACGCUCUCCAGGCUCCUGGACUGGCAUACCUCAGCUGCUGGGAUACUUUGAAGAUAUGAAAAAUGCAAGGCUUGGGCUGGUCUAUCACUUCCCUCCAUCGUUCAAUCCAGUCUCUUUCGAGUCUAUCACCCACAACACACUCAACACUCUCUGCUCCCUGUCGGACCUCCUUGCCAGACCAGACUCUGAGCCACCCCUGGAGGCAAAAUUCCGACUGGCCUUCAACCUGGCCAACACCGUAUUCGAUAUGCAUGCGCGAGGGAUUGCACACGGCAAUCUGGUCAACUCGAAUGUGUCUUUUUGUAAGGCUGUCGGCAUCGAGCCAGGCUUGGGCUCUGGAGAGGUCGAUAUACGGCGCCCUCUGGUAUCCUCUUUCGACCUCUUCUCCGACAGCUUCCAAGAAAGCUCCGCGCCUUCUCCCUCUCUGUAUCGCCACCCCCUCGAUCCCAAGACCACGGGCGAGAAAUCCCUUCUGUCCAACGUUGAUUCGAAGGCAUUUGAUCUCUACUCUCUGGCCAUGCUGCUGCUGUCCAUCGGUCUGUGGACACCCCUUGAGAACUUGGUUGCGACACCGUCGACUACAUCCAUCCCGGAAUCGGUCCUGGAGCAGCUUGCGACUAGAUGCGGUACACUCUACAUGAAAGCGGUGCAGACAUGUUAUGCUGCGGUGGACGACGAGCUCCGAGCAGGGACCGAAAGCAGCCAGGUCAUGACGCAGGUUCAGGUCAAGGCCAGCCGCUUCCUCGAGGCCUGCGCUAUUAUUGACAGUGUUGGUGGGCUGGAAGGUCGUCUUAGCAGUGACCUGGGCGUUCAAGCGCCAACUCGACAGGGUGAGAAACCUGAGACCUCCGUUGUGGCAAGCUCUUCGAGAGACGCCAAGGCACGCGAGGCUGGCUUCUCCGUCUCACCCCAAGUCGAACCACCAAGAGCAACCCCUCAAGCUCCGGAACCGAGGACCAGACGGCCGAACAAAUCUCGGCUUUAUCCGCAAACGGCACUGCCUCCUGAAGCAGUCGAGCACUGGAAUGAUGUGCUCAUGCCUCAAAUCAACCAGGCGCUGCGUCACUUCUACCGAAAGCACCCCGAGUCGGUCGAGAUCUCCCUUGAAUCCAUAGGGGAGUCGGCCAAGGAAACGAGGGCGACUGUCCUGGUAGUGUGCACUUCCGUGUCCAAGGUCAGGGCGAUCCUGAAACGGAAGCUGGGCGCCCUAUUCGAGGGGCCGGCGGGCUUCGCGUUGAAGGUGUGCCGAGGACAAGUACUCCGGUCGCGCAAUGAUGGUACCGGUACGAAGCGCAGCAUGGCCCAGGGAGAAUCUUCUGAAGUAGUGGCCGCGGCUAAUGGAAGCUUUCAGGAGCGCCCAUCGAAUGGAGCCAGCAUAGGAGCCUGGGUUGGCGACCACCACCUACCACCCGUCAGCUUCGGGGGUCUAGUUGUGGUUGACGACAAGACAUAUGGCAUGACGGUCCAUCACAUGCUUGACGACCCCGAUGCAGAACAGUCCACCCUGACGCCAAAGGAGGCCCAGCGGAUCCAGAGGAGCAUGGCCGGCUCCAGGGAGCAAGUGCCCGACCUCGCCGCCUGGUAUGCGCAGCAGUACCCAAGCGAGUCGCCUGUCUCAGGCGAUAGCAGCGAGAGUGAGGAUUACGCAGCCGAGUUCUCGGACGCCGGCACAGAUGUCCUGACCGAAUCAGCGGUCACUAGCGAGUACUCGGAGUCUGACGACGAGGAGGAAGAGGACGAGUAUUCGCAGCCUGGAGACAUACCUGGCGUGGAGGCUGGGUGUGGCGACGGAUACAUAGUCAGCCAGCCGGCCCUGGACGACGUCGACGAUGACUUUUACGCUGGUUCUGAGACACGAGACGAGGACCACCUCGAUAGCUUUACCCUCGGCGAGGUCUAUGCUUCCAGUGGAAUCCGACGGCGGAACGACGAGCGCGGCCUCAUUCACGAGAUCGACUGGGCGCUGUUCGAGUUCAAUGACGACCGCCUGCCCGGUACGAAUUCCAUACCGGCUGGAGUGGAUCCAAAGGAUCGUUCGAUGCACCCCAAGUCCGUACUGCCGGCGACGGCGCUCCCAAAUCUUGAGGUGCAGUGUAUGGCGCGUACGAGCGGUCUGCAAUUUGGUCUUGUUCUGCCCGCUUUGACAUCUGUGAAGAUCUACGGCCGUGUCUCGCCCAGCCAUACGUAUCAGGUGACGAGUUCGGUCUCCGAGAAGACAGGCGGCGGUGGCGACCAGUCAAACCUCCCUCUGGGUCUGCCCGGCGACAGCGGCGCCUGGAUUGUGGAGCGGGACCAUGGACGGGUAUGUGGGCACGUAGUGGCCUUCUCCCAGCGCAAGAAGGUGGCGUAUAUCUGCCCGAUGGACGUGUUGCUGCUCGACAUUGCCGAGACCCUCGAGGCGUCGGUGAUCAAGCUGCCAGGAGGCGAGCCAGUGCGCUAUCACGCGCCGGUCCUGGAAGAGGAAACGGAUCUCGACGCCGAGAUGAGGUCAAUGGCGGCCGCGAAGCGGCGCAGCAUACGGAAGGGCAAGGGGUCCGUCAAGAUCAAGCUUCAGGGCGACGAAGCGGGCGACCGACCAGUCUCGAUGGUGGAGGCCGGCGCGAAAAGAGGGGGUAUGGGCAUGGCGGAGAUUCCGGAGGGCGUGAGGAGAAUGAGCCUGGGCUCGUUUAGGUCCGGUAUCAGGUAA
Molecule: messenger RNA, 3507 nt
Organism: Cryphonectria parasitica EP155
Lineage: Eukaryota; Fungi; Ascomycota; Sordariomycetes; Diaporthales; Cryphonectriaceae
Exons: 3
Coding region: 1-3507 (1168 amino acids)
Source: RefSeq, a predicted model, not a curated record